GCUGCUGAAAAGCCCGCUGGAUCCUCCACUGACCUGCUGUUCUUUCCUGCUUUCCUCUUGCGUUUUUUUUCCACAUUUAGAUUAAAAACAAAGCUCUCUCUCUCUGUCUCUCUCUCCCCUCCCUCCUCCUCCUCCUUCUUCUUCUUCUUCUUCUCCUUCUUAUCCUUCUUCUUUUUCUGCGGCAGUCAAGGCAGAGUGUGUCAGAGAGAGGGUGAAGAGGAGGGAAAAGGCAGCGAAGGAGACUGUUUGGUUCGAGCCCGAGUGUGUGUUUAUGUUUGUAUGUUUCGCCAUUAGACUGCUGGGUGAAGGGGGCACGAGGAAGAGGAGGAGGAGGAGGAGGAGGAGGACAAGAAGAAGUGGAAGAGAGGAGGAGGAGGCUGGCUGGAUGAAAUCCUCUGUGUCAUGUCACUACGGGUGGACCUUGACUGAUCACAGGGUGAGGAAAAGGGAGACACUGUGAGGAGGAGGAGGAGAGGAAGAGGAGAAUCUGAGACUUCACCGGGGAAACAAGGAGGAGAAGAAGCAGCAGAAGAAGAAGGAGGUGAAGUCAGCGCUCUGUCAUGACAUUGUUGGAUAAACGGAUCGACAGACGGAGUGGUCUUCACUUGUGUGUCAACAGGAAUUUGCACUGAAGAAGAGUAAAGACUGCUGUGUGAAGGACUUGCAGAGUGUGUGAGAGUGUUUUGUGUGAGAGUGUGUUGCUGUGUAACCGGUGGAGGGCAGAGGAGUGGAGGGCCAGGGGACUAACCUGGCCAUCAAACGGACUGGCAGCCUCUCCUCUCCUGGGAUCAUGUACCCUCAGGGCAGGCAUCCGGUCCCAUUGCAGCCUGGCCAGUCUUUCAAGUUCACAGUCCUGGAAACUCUGGACCGAAUCAAGGAGGAAUUCCAGUUCCUCCAGGCUCAGUAUCACAGCCUGAAGCUGGAGUGUGAGAAGCUGGCCAGCGAGAAGACUGAGAUGCAGAGGCACUACAUCAUGUACUACGAAAUGUCCUACGGUCUCAACAUUGAGAUGCACAAACAGGCGGAGAUUGUCAAGCGUCUCAGUGCCAUCUGUGCUCAGAUCAUCCCUUUCCUCUCUCAAGAGCACCAGCAACAGGUGGUCCAAGCCGUGGAAAGGGCCAAACAGGUCACCAUGGCUGAGCUCAACGCCAUUAUCGGGCAGCAGCAGCUCCAGCACCUGUCUCACCACGCCCCUGGUAUCCCCCUGACGCCUCACCCGUCAGGACUCUCCCUGGGUGCAGGAGGCUCCGGGCUCCUGGCUCUGACCGGGGCUCUGGGGGUCUCGGCCCACCUCGCCUCCAAAGAUGAGCGAAACCACCUCGACCCCGAACACCUCAGAGAGGGAGCGCCCAGCAGGAGUAAGUCAGUGUCAUCGACAGACAGUCAGCCGGCUGAGGAACGUCAGGGUCCAUCCGGAGGUUACUCCUCCUCACAGGGAGGAGCUGAGGCCAAGAGGAGGCGCUGCGACGACAAAGAGCCUCUCCCGCCUCACUCAUAUGACAGCGAUGGAGAUAAGAGUGAAGACAAUCUCGUAGUGGACGUCUCCAAUGAGGAGCCUAACUCUCCUGCCGGCAGCCCUCCUCAUUCGCCCCAUGGGAACGGCUUGGACCGGGCCCCCACCUUAAGGAAAGAGCUCCCGGGCUCCUCGAGCGCCGGAGAGGCUCCGUCCACCCCGAACCCCCGCAGCCCCACCCCAGGCAAGGCCAAGGACCCUGCACAGAUGGAUAAGUCCCAGUCUCCGUUGUCCAAGUCUGGCACCCCAUCCCCAUCCCACCGUGAGGCCCUUACCCCUGGAGCUCCAGGAGCCCCUGGUCCCAGCACUUCCUGCCUUCGCCUGGUCAGCAAAGCAGCAGCCAGCGCCGACCCCCUUGCUCUCCGCAGUCCCAUGUCUGUGCCCCCCGGUUCAUACCCGGCUCAUUUUGGCGUGGUGUCCCACGCAGGACUGAAUGGGGAGCUGGCCAGUCCAGGAGGCUUCGGCGGAGCUCUGACUCUCUCCCCACAAAUCAGCGCAGCAGCCAGCGCCUACUCCCGAAGCCCCAUGGUGGCAUAUGACUCUCGGUCUCACCUGAGGGCCCCGGGGUUGUCCUCCUCUCUGCCCGGUUCCUCUGGAGGAAAGCCCGCCUACUCGUUCCACGUGAGCGCCGACGGGCAGAUGCAGCCGGUGCCCUUUCCCCCCGACGCCCUGCUGGGUCCUGGAAUCCCCCGUCACGCCCGGCAGAUCCACACCCUGAACCACGGGGAGGUGGUGUGCGCCGUCACCAUCAGCACCUCCACGCGCCACGUCUACACCGGAGGCAAAGGCUGCGUCAAGGUGUGGGACAUCAGCCAGCCUGGAAGCAAGAGCCCCAUGGCCCAGCUGGACUGUCUGAACAGGGAUAACUACAUCCGCUCCUGUAAAAUCCUCCCCGACGGGCGAACCUUGAUUGUCGGCGGAGAGGCCAGCACGCUGUCGAUCUGGGAUCUGGCCACGCCCACUCCCCGCAUCAAGGCGGAGCUGACGUCGUCGGCUCCAGCCUGCUACGCUCUGGCCAUCUCCCCCGACAACAAGGUCUGCUUCUCCUGCUGCAGCGACGGCAACAUCGUCGUCUGGGACCUCCACAACCAGACGCUGGUCAGGUAA
Messenger RNA from Amphiprion ocellaris (clown anemonefish), 2620 nucleotides. RefSeq names its product TLE family member 2, transcriptional corepressor b (gene tle2b). Gene Ontology annotation, biological process: negative regulation of canonical Wnt signaling pathway; regulation of DNA-templated transcription. Gene Ontology annotation, molecular function: transcription corepressor activity; protein binding. Gene Ontology annotation, cellular component: nucleus; transcription regulator complex. The transcript has 16 exons. Lineage: Eukaryota; Metazoa; Chordata; Actinopteri; Pomacentridae. The coding region runs from base 791 to 2620 and encodes 609 amino acids. The record is from RefSeq and is a predicted model, not a curated record.